CGUCCGAAUCAAAACGAAACAGCGGCCAAAAAACGAAACGCCCGAGCGAUCGCGCGUGCCGGGAGACAUGGCAGCGUAUAUAUCGUAUAGUUACGACUCAUGUGGUGCGUGUACGCAUGGUGUACGUAGUGAGACGAGACGUGUGUGAGAUCGAGCUCUUCCCGAAACUCAAGUUCGAGUGGAGGAGUAACACUCCGGGAAUGAAAGCAUCGAGAGGAUAAUGUGUUGUUGAGUUUUUGAAAAGUUAAGCAGGUGGUGUCUGGGGAUUACAAUCGGUGUUUUUUUUUUUUAAUUCGAGUUUACCAACAAAAGCGGAAUGACAAUGAAGAGUGCCACGACCCUGCUGUCCUGCUUUUUCCUGUGGUUGGCACUGUGCCACCUCGGUGCCCAAGCAGCCUCUCUCCAUGCCAGGAGGCACCCCCGAACGAGAGGGCAUGUCGCCAGGUUGCAGGAUACCGUAGACCAGCUCCUCCUCCGUCAGAAGACAGACCACAUCUUGCUGAACAACCUGCAGAAGGCGGUGCAGGAACUUCAGAACAGGAAGAUAGAGGAGGAGACGGCCUCACAGGAAAGAGGCGAUGAGGGCGGUCGUCUGCCAAAGACCUCCAGAGUGCUGGCCUCUGUGGAGGCCGAGGGACUCGUGCUGAGUGCCCUUGGGGAUCGGAUGAAGGAAAUGAGAGGGACCCUGACGGAGGCGCUGGAGGCCGAGGAAAGACAAGACGACAUAACCAUUCUUAGACAAGAGUUGGCGUAUCUAAGAUCCGAAGUCCAGCGCCUGAAGAGCGCGCGCGCGACCGAGGGCGAAGCCAGCGCAGCCCAGGUCAAGGCCCACGAGCAGAGGGAGGCGGUGACGGCGACCUGGGUCGCAGACAACAUCAAGCGCCUUCAGGACUCCGUGGUGGAUCUGCAGCAGUCCCUCAACGUCACGCAAGCUAUGCACGACAAACAGGAGGUCGAAUCUCGCCUUCUGACGGUGACGAAGGACGUCCUCGCCCUCAGGGGCACUAUGGCGGGAGUUACCUCGAAGGCCGAGGCUGCGGCCGCCACCUCCAAGACCCUUCAGGAGGACCUUGCCAGAAAUUCGGAGGAUCUGCACCACGCCAUGGGUCAAGUGGCAGCUGUCAGGACGGAGGUAACGUCUCUACGAGAAGACUUCAAUGACCUCCUUACGGCGCUACCGGAAGGCACGAUGACUGGAGCCCCGUCAGAAGGACAAUCAAAAGAGAAGGCCCCAGAGAAGAGCAAGGGACGCAUAAGUGCCGGAAUAGCCGAGGUAGUAGGCAAAGCAGCCCAGGCUCGACUUAUCGACAGAAUAGCGUCCGUAGAAAACAAAGCAGAUCAACUUGACUUUGCUCUGAGCCACACACAGAAGCAGCUGUCCCUCAUAGCUCCAGUAUCCAGCAACGACGAAAGACUCGCCGAACUGACAGAAUCGGAACGGCAGCUGGAAACGCGGGUGGAGGCAGCUGCCACAGGCUUGGGCGAGGUCAAGACCUCUUCGGUGCAGCUCCUGGCCGCCCUCGACGCCCUAGAGGCGAGGGUGGAGAAGGAGGUCUCAGAAGUGAAGCAAGAAGUUGCAAAGCUCGAAUUCUCCGUUGCCCAGUCCUCGGCCGAAAGGAAGAACCAGGAAAAGGACGACCAGACGGUCCACGACGACACUGAGGCUCUGAGGACCGACCUUCAGGCUGUUUCAAAACACCUCGACCAACUCGUCCUCAAGACUGCUCAUCUUGAAGGACAGAGACUCGAGGCUGAAGUCUCAGAAGCCCAGUGUCGCACGCAGCACCUCACCCUCGACAUAAAAUUGAACGAUAUUUUAGAUCGACUGACGUCAGUGGAAGAACAUUUCGAGAAGUCCUUGAGUCACAGACGUCGAACUCAGCACGGAGACGAAGGGAGGAGGACCAAGCGCUCCAGUCGUCCUCCAAGUAGUUGAAGUGACCCAACAAAUGGGGAGGAGAGUUGUGUUAAGGAAAAAAUCCCGAAGUUGAGCUUGGGGAAUAUUGUAAAUGACUGAGUGGUGACACUGCCACAGAACAAGGCAAAGGGUCCUUUCUUGUAAUUUUUUGUUGUUGGUCAACUUUCAGUGCCAUUCUUCUUCACUCAAAACAAACUGACAAUAAUUCUUCCGAAAAAAAAAAACUUCAAGAAGUUGACCACGUAAAAGUUAAACAAGGAUGAAGAUGACUUCAUCUCGCCGAAUAGAAAAAUUAUUUGACUUAUUACAAAGCAAAGAUUAUUAUGUAAAUAGAUAUAAAGGAAAAAUGAUGCUGUGAACGAAAAUUUUUAUUUUCGAUCUCGACUUUCAUUUUUGUCCUUCGGAUUUUAGUUCUCCAGUUGAUAAUAUGUACAAUGUCGAAAUCUUGACUUAUAACCUGCUGAAGUUUUUACUUAUAAUUAUCUCCUGCUUCUUUGCUUUAAAUACUUUAAUACUUGUAUACUUUAUUUACGUAGCAAUCCCAAAGGCUUCUAUGAAUAGUCUCGUCAAUAUUACCUCUAUUAAACCAAAAAUAUUAUUCCAAUUCCAAAAAAAUCUAUAUCUUUUAGAUUCAUUUCCCUCGUUAAUCAGACCUUCCUUUGCGAAGGUCGCUUCAUUUAGUUUAUUCUGACUGAUAAAUCUACCUUCUUCAUUUUAUAAUGUCUUCCAUUUUAAUUUUAUAUCAUAGUUUCUUAUUAUUAUUUUUUUUACUUUUAGUGCCUGAUCGAACAUGAAUGGUCAUCGGUUCCUAGUCAAAGGAGAAAUAAAAACGUUAAACUAUAUUUUAGACGAAAAUUUUUAGUCUAAGGUUUUGUUUAUUAGGUUAAGAUAAGAUGAAAUAUCUGUCAUUAGAGCCCGCUUCCUGAAAUAGAUUUUCUAAUAGGCUUAUUUUGCUUCAUAUGAAUGAUCUCAUUUUUCUUUCUUUCUUUUAAAAAUAUCUGUUCUUUCAGACAUUCGCGGAUGAUUUUUAAGAAGAAAAUUCUUAAUAGUGAAUCAAAAUCAAAUUCUCCAGAUUUCUAUUCCAGAUUUCGAAAAGGAAAAUCUCGAAGUCUUGUUAAAAAUCUUUUUUUCAAUUAUGGCUUUUUCCAGUUUCAAUCGUUUAAGCCAGAAAGAUAAGCACCAAUAAAACUGCUAUAUUUUGGGAAGUGCAAGUGAAAAAAUUUAUAUGUUAGUAUUAAGACUUUAUGUUCACAAGAUGUAAACAAAUGUACGAGUGUCCAAAUCUAUGUCUUGAUGUCUAAUAGAAGGUUAUGUUGGUGUCUCAUAGCAACCCAAGUUUUAUGCUUGUAAUUUUACUUGUAGCCAAGAGAGGAUCAGUGACCAAAUAAACAAGAUUCUUAAAAUUUCAUCUUAUGGCGAGAAUGUGGGUUGCGGAUGGUAUCUGAAAUUUACGAGCACGUGUCUAAUACCAAAAGCCUACAAUAAUCCUUCAUGUACUAAGUCCGAAAUCUACGGGAGGAUUUGAAUACCUGUACGGUAGAAAUAUUCAACUGAAGAGUCACAGAUAAGAGGUUUACCGCUCUGGGACACAACACUUCUUGUAUAUAUUCCUUAAAUAUACCAUACGACAGACGACUAUGGAUUUCUGCUGUCAUAAAUUAUAACGGCGAGUUUUGGGUGGGGGGGUGGAGGGGAGGGUGUUGCUGUGCUCUAAAUUUGGAUACCAAACGUGGGCCCUGUCGCCCAAAGCAAAGGUCACAAUAAAUCAUUGAACUGAUCUUGUGUUGGCGAACCCAGGCAGUAAUGGAUCAAAACUGAUAGUCACAGUUGUAAGAGGACAUUUCGCAUAAAGAAUAAACUUUAUAAUAUCGGCCAUAAAACAACGAAGUGUUGUUUAACUUCAUAAGAACACCGCAAUGGCCAAAUAGACAUUAUAUGACCAUGAAUUACGCAGUGUAUAUAGUGCAAAACUUUCAUUAUUCCCAAAGUUAUUUUAGCUUAUACACGUAAAUAGAAAAGGCUUACUUUAUUCUUAUGCAUAUUCAAAUAUUAUAGAAAAAGUAUCCAAGUCAGCUUCAAUCCAUUACCUGCCUCGUGUGUGUUUAUCUGCGGCAUCGAAAAAAGCUCAAAAAAGACUUUCUUCUGCUUUUUGUACAUAUUGUACAUAAACUUGUUCGCUGUACAGAUUAUUUUUAUAUGUUGAAUAAAUACGCUCCAAUGGUUGAAUUAAA
Molecule: messenger RNA, 4149 nt
Organism: Macrobrachium nipponense
Lineage: Eukaryota; Metazoa; Arthropoda; Malacostraca; Decapoda; Palaemonidae
Product: plasminogen-binding group A streptococcal M-like protein PAM
Exons: 6
Coding region: 317-1936 (539 amino acids)
Source: RefSeq, a predicted model, not a curated record